Messenger RNA from Mus caroli (Ryukyu mouse), 2868 nucleotides. RefSeq names its product cyclin K (gene Ccnk). NCBI's taxonomy places the organism in Eukaryota, Metazoa, Chordata, Mammalia, Rodentia, Muridae. Gene Ontology annotation, biological process: regulation of transcription by RNA polymerase II. Gene Ontology annotation, molecular function: cyclin-dependent protein serine/threonine kinase regulator activity. The record is from RefSeq and is a predicted model, not a curated record.
AACCCGGCUCCGCCCGCCCCUGGGCCCCGCCCACGGGCCUCCGCCGCCGCCGUUCAUUGGCCCGCACCUAACACGCCUCGGCGCAGCUCCGCCCCGCCGCCCACCCGCCCUCCAGCCAGGGUGCUGCUCAGCCAUUGGACAUCAGCAACAGGGGCGGAGCCGUAUCUGAAGCCUCGAUUGGUUAGAUCUCGCGCUGUGCAUGAACGACGGGCGCCCUGGCUCCGCCUCCGGGCCGAAGUUCCGUUAACAGGCACCUGACUUUCGCCGCCCCCUCCGGCCGCUUCUUAACUUCCCGAGACGCAGGGAAAUGACGUAGUUCCCCGACAUUCCACCUCCAAGAUGGCUGCUGUCAGGAAGGAGAGACGUCGCUGAGGGUUUUGCCUGAGGCGAGGGGUUGAUGUUGGCCUGAAGAAAGAUCUUCAGAGGAUUACAACAUUCCAGAGUCCCAUUGGGGAAGAACAAGAUACUUCAAUAAAUGAAGGAGAACAAAGAAAAUUCAAGCCCUUCAGUCACGUCAGCAAACCUGGACCACACAAAACCAUGUUGGUACUGGGAUAAGAAGGACCUAGCGCAUACACCCUCACAACUUGAAGGACUCGAUCCAGCCACUGAGGCCCGGUACCGCCGAGAGGGGGCUCGCUUCAUCUUUGAUGUGGGCACACGUUUGGGGUUACACUAUGACACCCUGGCAACUGGAAUCAUUUAUUUUCACCGAUUUUAUAUGUUCCAUUCCUUCAAACAGUUCCCAAGAUACGUGACAGGAGCUUGUUGUCUUUUUCUGGCUGGGAAAGUAGAGGAAACGCCAAAAAAGUGUAAAGAUAUCAUCAAAACGGCUCGUAGUUUAUUAAAUGAUGUCCAGUUCGGCCAGUUUGGGGAUGACCCAAAGGAAGAAGUCAUGGUGCUGGAGAGGAUCUUACUGCAGACCAUAAAGUUUGACUUACAAGUAGAGCAUCCGUACCAGUUCCUGCUCAAAUAUGCAAAGCAGCUCAAAGGUGAUAAAAACAAAAUUCAGAAGUUGGUUCAAAUGGCAUGGACAUUUGUAAAUGACAGUCUCUGCACCACCCUGUCACUGCAGUGGGAACCAGAGAUCAUAGCUGUCGCAGUAAUGUAUCUUGCGGGACGUUUGUGCAAAUUUGAAAUACAAGAGUGGACCUCCAAACCCAUGUACAGGAGAUGGUGGGAGCAGUUCGUUCAAGAUGUCCCCGUUGACGUUCUGGAAGACAUCUGCCACCAAAUCCUGGACCUUUACUCACAAGGGAAACAACAGAUGCCUCAUCACACCCCUCAUCAGCUGCAGCAGCCCCCAUCUCUUCAGCCUACACCACAAGUGCCCCAGGGGCCGCAGUCCCAACCAUCUCAAGGCUCAGAAGCAGCCCAGCCUCCACAGAAGGACUCGCAGCAGUCAGCCCAGCAGCAACAGCAGCAAGCACAACAGCCCAAGAAACCAUCCCCUCAGCCCAGUCCUCCCCGACAGGCCAAGCGCGCCGUGGUGGGCUCUCCCAAGGAAGAGAACAAAGCUACAGAACCACCACCGCCACCUAAAAUUCCCAAACUUGAGGCUACUCACCCACCAUUGCCUCCAGCACACCCACCUCCAGACCGGAAGCCUCCCCUCGCUCCUGCCUUAGGUGAGGCUGAAGCAACUGGUCCUGUGGAAACAAGUGAUCUCCCCAAAGUCCAGAUUCCCCCUCCAGCCCACCCGGCCCCUGUGCACCAACCCCCACCAUUGCCACAUCGGCCGCCACCCCCGCCACCCUCCAGCUACAUGACGGGGAUGUCCACCACCAGCUCCUACAUGUCAGGAGAGGGCUAUCAGAGCCUGCAGUCCAUGAUGAAGACAGAGGGGCCCUCCUAUGGUGCCCUGCCCCCAGCCUACGGCCCGCCUGCUCACCUAACCUACCACCCCCAUGUCUACCCCCCCAACCCACCUCCACCUCCUGUUCCUCCACCCCCAGCCUCCUUUCCCCCACCCACCAUUCCUCCCCCUACCCCAGGCUACCCUCCCCCUCCCCCUACCUACAACCCCAAUUUCCCACCCCCACCCCCACGCCUGCCCCCAACUCAUGCAGUCCCUCCUCACCCUCCUCCAGGCUUGGGUUUGCCACCAGCCAGCUACCCACCUCCAGCUGUCCCCCCUGGGGGGCAGCCCCCUGUUCCCCCACCCAUCCCCCCACCUGGCAUGCCACCUGUUGGGGGGCUAGGGCGGGCGGCCUGGAUGAGAUAACGGGACGCCCCCCCCCUUUUGUUUUAAGAAUUGUUUUCCAACCAACUUGAAGAGUAGACUGAGGGGGCGGCAGCAGGGCACCUUGUAUAUGCUAGACAGUUGCAGUGUGGGAGGGCUGGGCCCUGGCAUGAACUGUGUGCCCUGGGCAGUGCCUGCUGUGGUAUGAUCACAUCCAGUCCCCGCUGCCGUCUGUGUCCUGCAUGGGGCUACUUUAAUACUAGUGAAGAUGUUAAGUAGCCACAUUGGCUAAGUUAAUAGCUUCAGUAAGGAGUGACUAACCCUCUAGAAAUCAGUGCCUAAUUUUCCUGAGAACUAACUUUUGGUAUCCAUGUCCUCCUGUCUGCAGUCCGGCUGUUGUUCUUCCAUUCUGUGGCUUCUCUCUGUGGCCCCUAGUAGGUGAGGUGAGUCCCCACUUAGCUUGUAACUCUGUCCUCUAUUGUCAUCUGGGGGGCUGUCUCCUUCCCUCCAUGGAGAAAGGAGGUGUGUACUUGGAAAACAAUGUAUGUUUACAUCUCUUUGCAAAGUCUUGUACAUAGAGAGAUAUUUUUUAAGCGUGAAUGUAACAACAUACUGUGAAUUCCAUCUUGGUUACAAAUGAGAAUCCUUCAGUCAGUUACCCGAAUAAAAUCAGUUCUGAAACUACC